AUGGUCACAUUUUCUCUCGUUAUUUUGUUGGAGACUAUUAAUGUUUUUAAAGUUGAUUUCUAUGGUACUGCUACUCUUACUGACAAAGAAUUAAUUACAUGCCGAUUUCUAGGUUUUCUUACUUAUGAAACAUUCGGUUGUUGUUAUAUGACUUUUGUUCUUCAAGCAUUUUAUCGAUUAACAAGAGUUGUUUAUAGCAAAUACAAAUUUUUACAGGCAUUUUCAUUCAAUUUAAUUUGUAUUGUACUUCAAUGGAUUAUUUAUUUUCUCUUACUUCUUCCAUCAUAUUUUUGGCCUGGAUCACUUUAUUCUUUCUAUGAAUCAGACUAUUACUGUGGUAUUCCAUAUGAAAAAAUUGUUGGACUUUCUUAUACAAUUAUGAAUAUUUUCGCGUUUCCAAUUAUUUAUCUGACUAUAAUGUAUAGUCGUUGUCUGCAUUUUAUUCGUAAUCAUGCUCCUCAAUUAUCACAAGAACGACGACGAAGAAGGGCAAAACGUGAUCUAAUGAUCACUCGUCGUAUCUUAUUUACAGUCAUUGCUCUUACUUUACCUGGAGUACCAAAUCUAACUUUCGUUCUCAUAACAAGUAUUGAUGUUCGUUUAUCAGGUUCUUUUUAUAUGUAUAGAAUUCAAUGGAUGGGUCCAGCAGUAACAAUAUUCAUACUCAGUAUAGGAAUCGUAUUUAUUAAUUCGCAAAUCAAACAAAUAUUUAUAAAAUUAAAAUUUUGUGGAAAUCAAGUAGUACCAAUCAAAGCAACAAUGCGCGAACUACGACAACCUUCUGUUCUUUUAGCAACACAAAUUUAA
Messenger RNA from Rotaria sp. Silwood2, 807 nucleotides. The record is from the annotation of a GenBank genome assembly. NCBI's taxonomy places the organism in Eukaryota, Metazoa, Rotifera, Eurotatoria, Philodinida, Philodinidae.